Messenger RNA from Morus notabilis, 2058 nucleotides. RefSeq names its product adenylosuccinate lyase. The record is from RefSeq and is a predicted model, not a curated record. Lineage: Eukaryota; Viridiplantae; Streptophyta; Magnoliopsida; Rosales; Moraceae. Gene Ontology annotation, biological process: IMP biosynthetic process. Gene Ontology annotation, molecular function: N6-(1,2-dicarboxyethyl)AMP AMP-lyase (fumarate-forming) activity. The coding region runs from base 158 to 1777 and encodes 539 amino acids. The transcript has 10 exons.
UCUGCUUCUUCACGUCUCUCUCUCUCUCCUCUCCUUCUUCUCUCUCUCUCUCCUCUCCUUCUUCUCUGCUAGGGUUUGACCUGCGGCGUCGGGUGAAGCUCAGGCGCCGGCCGAGUGAAGCUCUGACAUUUUAGCGUGUUUUUACUUUUUAGCUUCCAUGGAGUUGGGAAAUUCUUCUGCGGUUUCCAACGGCAAACAAUUCUCCUUGUGUAAUUUUACCAAAUUCCAGAGGCCAAAUGAACGUCCAAGUCUCUCUCUUCUUCCUCAUCAAUCAAAGGCUUCCUGUUCACUGCCUCGGAGACGUUGUGCUCUCAGAGCCAGUCUCAAAGAGAUCGAUAUUUCCACCGAAAAGAAGGUGAAGAAGAUGUCUGGAGAAUUGGAGCAUUCGAUUUUGACGGCUUUAUCGCCAUUGGACGGUCGCUAUUGGGGCAAAGUGAAGGACUUGGCACCUUAUAUGAGUGAAUAUGCGCUUAUAUACUAUCGCGUUCUAGUGGAGGUCCAAUGGUUGCUAAAGCUUUCGCAAAUUCUUGAAGUUAAAGAGGUUCCGACCUUUAGCAACGAUGCAGUGUCUUUUUUGCAAGGAAUUGUUGACGGAUUUACUGUGGGUGAUGCGUUGGCAAUAAAAAAUAUAGAGAAAGUGACAAACCAUGAUGUAAAAGCAGUGGAAUACUUCUUGAAACAGAAAUGCGAGUCUCAUCCGGAGAUAGUCAAGGUGCUGGAAUUUUUCCAUUUCGCUUGCACAUCCGAAGAUAUUAACAAUCUCGCUCAUGCACUGAUGUUGAAAGAAGCUCUGAACAAUACUAUAUUUCCUGUUAUUGAUCAUUUGAUUGAUGCAAUAUCUAACAUGGCUAAGGACAAUGCCCAUAUUCCAAUGCUUUCUCGAACCCAUGGGCAGCCAGCUUCACCAACAACUUUGGGGAAAGAAAUGGCAAUUUUUGCUGUCAGACUAAGUAGAGAAAGAAGGGAUAUUUCCGAGGUUGAGAUAAUGGGGAAGUUUGCUGGUGCAGUUGGUAAUUAUAAUGCCCACCUUGCUGCAUAUCCUGGUACCAAUUGGCCCCACAUUGCUGAGGAGUUUGUAACAUCUCUUGGAUUGACUUUCAAUCCUUAUGUUAGUCAGAUUGAGACCCAUGACUAUAUGGCGAAACUGUUUCAUGCAGUUUACCGAUUCAACAAUGUAUUGAUUGAUUUUGAUAGAGACAUAUGGGGCUAUAUAUCGUGGGGUUACUUUAAGCAGAUAACUAAGGCUGGAGAGAUUGGGUCGUCAACUAUGCCUCACAAAGUGAACCCCAUUGAUUUUGAAAAUAGUGAAGGUAAUCUUGGCAUUGCUAAUGGAGUUCUAUCUCACCUAAGCACAAAGUUGCCAAUCUCCCGAUUUCAGCGUGACUUGACGGAUUCAACCGUUCUCAGAAAUAUGGGUGUGGGACUGGGGCACUCUCUUCUAGCCUAUAAAAGUACGCUACAAGGAAUUGAAAAACUUCAGGUCAACAAAGCUCGCUUGAGUGAGGACUUGGAACAGUGUUGGGAGGUGCUUGCUGAACCAAUACAAACUGUUAUGCGAAGAUACGGUGUUCCCGAGCCUUAUGAGAAGCUAAAGAAACUAACAAGGGGGAGAGCGGUUACCAAAGAAAGUAUUCGAGAAUUUAUUGAAGGAUUGGAAUUGCCUAAAGAAGCAAAGACGGAGCUAUUGAAGUUGACACCACAUACCUAUGUUGGAGCGGCUGUUGAGUUGGCAACGACGUCGGUGAAUGCCGUAAAAUCGGUGAUUCAAAGGUGCUAGGAAAUCAUAUUUUUGACGGAGUUACUACACAUGCUGAGCAUAUUUAGUCCCUCAUUAGGUGCGUAGCCGGGGGCUCUGCUCGGUUAUUAUUGUUUUUGUACUUUGUAGUCGGGCUAUAUCCACGAUGGAAAACCGUGGGAGAAGCUAAGUGAUUUUUUUUUUUUUUAAUGGCUACAGGUUAGUAGUGAGUGCAUAUGAUAAAUUUGGAAAUUCAUUAUAAUUUUUAAUCGCAGUGACAGCUAAAGAAAGUUAACGGGAAGAAAUGUCCUGUUUUUUUGCAC